CCCAAGCCCUGUUCCUCCUGCUCACCCGUUUCCUCUCUAAUCUCCUCUCUCCGUCUCUCUCAAUCGGCAUUGCUCUCUAUCUAAUUCUCUCUCUCUCUCUGCUCUCAAACUCACACAAACACUCAAAUUUCUUCAAUCAAAACCCUAAAUUUCCCUCUCUGCAUCAUCCUCUUCAUCUAACGCACAGUUUUUCAUUUCACUUCCUUUGUAUUCUCUAAUUUUAUAAUCUGCCGUCUCUCUGUAUCUCUCGCUUCGAUCUCUAAACUCGGUUCCCUUUGUCGUUUGGUUCUCUCAUUCCCGUUAUCAUUCACGACCGUCUCGAUGGCUGACCGUAAGCUCGAUCUGCCCGAUGAUCUCCUUAUCUCUAAACCCUCCGAUCACUCCUCCUGGAACCCUAAAGUUGAUGCGACUGGAAAUGAUGUGGAGAAGCUUCAUGUCGGAUUGCAUGAUGACACGAAAGAUCAAUUGGCAUCUGAAAGCAGCAUUCCUUUAUCUCCUCAGUGGCUCUAUAGCAAACCAAAUGAGACCAAGGACACUCGUGCUCUAAGUGCAAUGUCUCUCGGCAAUACCAAUGAUGUCAGCCAGAAGGAAGGAUGGCGUUUGGAAGGAACCGAUGACAAAAAAGAUUGGAGAAGGAUUGCUACUGAGAAUGAAAGCAGUCGCCGCUGGCGUGAAGAGGAAAGGGAAACCGGCUUACUGGGUGCUCGAAGAGAUCGUAGGAAAACAGAACGCCGUGUUGAAAAUGUUUCAGUCAGAGAAACGAUGGAGAAUAGAGUUAUGCCAUCCUCUGAUCGAUGGCAUGAUGGAAGUGCCCGUAACUCUGGGCACGAAGCACGCAGAGAUAGCAAAUGGUCAUCCCGGUGGGGUCCUGAUGACAAAGAAAAGGAGCCCCGGACAGAGAAAAAGACAGAAACAGAGAAAGAGAAAGAAGAUGCUCAUAGCGACAAUCAAUCAUCUACUAUUAGCAACCGUUCAGUUUCUGAGCGCGAUUCGGAGUCUCGUGAUAAGUGGAGACCACGGCACAGAUUGGAGGUUCAUUCUGCUGGGUCUACUUCCUAUCGAGCUGCUCCUGGAUUUGGAGGUGAGAGGGGGCGGGGUGAUGGUUCAAAUCCGGGAUUUGCUGUAGGCCGAGGAAGGUCAAAUGCUAUUGGUAGGGGUUUAUCUGUAGGCUCUGCUACCAGUGCUCAGUCACACAAGAGUGGAGGUGUAAUUGGAAAACCAAAUCUUACAGUGGAGACGUUUUGCUAUCCGAGGGGUAAGCUUCUUGACAUUUAUCGUCGGCAGAAAUUUGAUUCGUCGUUUGGUGCAUUGCCGAAAGAGAUGGAGGAAUCUUUUCCAUUAACCCAAGAUGGUGGUGUUGAACCAUUUGCUUUUGUUGCUCCUGAUUCUGAAGAAGAGGCGGUACUCACUGACAUAUGGAAGGGUAAGAUUACAAGUAGUGAGGUAGCUUACAACUCAUUUAGAAAGGCGAGGUCCACUGAAAAUGUUUCAGGUGUUGGUGAGGGUAAAUCAGGUACCCUUCCCUCAUUUUCUUCUGAAGAGACUGCUGAUCUGGUUCAAGAUGCUGCUAGCAAUGGUGCUUAUCAAAUUGAUGUUGAUCCAUCAUUAUGGAACCAUGCUUCACAUUCAAAUGUCUUAGAUGAAAGAGAUUCUGGUCAUGAAGAGGAAAAUAAGGUAACUGGUGAUGCUUUCACUGCCCCUGCUUUGGGAAGCGAUGGUGGUUGGAAUAUGAAAGAGAUCAGCACUUCUUCCCCGGCAGAUUCACAGUUUGCUAUUGGCGAAAAUGGGCAGAUGAUGAACUCUGCUAUGACUAGACAUUUUCUUUCUGAUGGCAAUGAGUCUGUUUCUUUUUUCAAUUCUAAAUCUAAGCUUCCUGAUGAUUCAAACUCUCUAUUUGUUCUUCCCUCUGCUGAUCAAGAUCAUCAUGGCACUAUGUCACUCUUGGAGAAUAGAAGUGAAACAAAAGACCUGGAUAGGGAUACUCUUCCCGAGGACUUGUAUUUCUAUUAUACCGAUCCUCAUGGUAUGACUCAAGGACCAUUUCUUGGAGCUGACAUUUUGUUGUGGUUUGAAGAGGGUUAUUUUGGUUUAGACUUGCCAGUACGUUUGGCAGAUGCUCCUGAAGGCAGCCCUUUCCAUAGUUUAGGUGAGGUCAUGCCAAGCCUUAAGUUGAGGGCAGUGUAUCUUAGUUCUGAGUUAGAGCAGUCUGGGGCUUUAGUUGGAGAGUUAGAGCCUGAUUUACCUAGUGGUUCUAUUCUGGAAAAUACAGAUCCAUCUGCAUUAACUGAACUUGGCCAGCCAUUGUCGGACCUCACCGACCUCUCAGUUCAGCAUGCCCAGUCAAGGAUGUCCGAGUCGGAGAAUCCUCUACAAUUGCCACAUUCUGAGGGUCAAAACUUUCAUGAUUUUGUUGCACAAGAUGAAGAAAUUGUUUUUCCUGGAAGACCAGGGAGUAGUGGCUAUUCUACCACACAAUCAUCUCGGAGUUCUCGUGAUCUUUUAGCAAAUUCAAACGGUCUUCCAUCUCUUCCAAAUGAAUUGGCAGAUCCUGGUUUGCCGUAUCAGAGUGAGAACAAGUUACACCCUUUUGGCUUAUUCUGGUCUGAGCUUGAAGGCUCCCAAGCUAGACAAAGUGAGCUAUCUGAUUUGUCUUCAAGCCUGGGAAGGUCUGCCCCUUUUGGUGCUUUGAGCGACCCAGCUUCCGUUUCAGAGAAAUGGGCUGAUGUUUAUAGACAAGAUAUGCUUUCUGUCCCUAACUCAUAUCAAGAUGCCACUGCAGCUCACCAUAUGCCCCUUGUUGAACAAGAGCCAAACCAUUUUGAUCUAGCAGAGCAGCUUAUAUCACGUAAAUUUCAGCAGCAGCAGCAGCAGCAGCAGCAGCAGCUCCAACAACGAAAUAUGCUGUCAUCUCAUUCACACUUGAAUGAAUCACUUUUAGAACAUGUACCAGGGCAAAACCUUAUGCACCAUCCACUGGCAAACCAUUCAAUGCCAGAUUUGGAACAUCUUUUGGUACUUCAGCAGCUGCAACAACAGCAACAGCAGCAACAGCAGCUACAACAGCAGCAGCUACAACAACAACAACAACGGCAGCUUCAGCUCCAGCAGCAUCAGUUACAGCAGCAGCAGUUUCAACAGCAGCAGCAGAAGCUCUUGCAGGAACGACAACAAUCACAAGCUCGACAGGUGCUUAUUGAACAGUUGCUGCAUGGUCAGAUCUCUGAUUCUGGCCUCCAGCAGUCACGUGUUGAUCAGGUCUUAUUGGAGCAGCAACUUCUUCAUGAGCUGCAACAACAACGAUCCCAUCAUUCACAGAGGCAUUAUGUUCCAUCUGUUGAGCAGCAAUAUGGUCAGGGAAAAUUUGGCCAGACACCACAACAGGAUCCGCAAAGAGAAAUGUUGGAGCUAUUGUCACGUGCACAGCAUGGCCAGAUGCAAUCUCUAGAACAUCAGAUACUUCAGGAACAGCUGCAAGCGAGGCAAUUAUCAAUGGGAGUAAGACAGCGGAUGAAUAUGGAAGAAGAGAGGCAUAUUGAUUCUAUGUGGAAUAUUAAUGAGAAUGAUCACUUCCUUAGGGGUCUUGCUGGUAAUCCCAGAUCUCACGCUUCUGGAGUUGGCCAGUUAGAUCUUUAUCAGCGGCAGCAGAGGGCAUUACAUGAAGACCAGCUGAGUCAUAUGGAGCGAAAUCUCUCAUUUCAAGAUCGAUUACGGCAAGGAGUUUAUGAACCUGGGUCCAUGAAUUUUGAGAGAUCUCUAUCCUUGCCUGCUGGUGCUUCAGGGAUGAAUAUGGAUAUUGUCAAUGCUAUGGCUCAUGGUUUAGAUAUACAUGAGUUGAGCACGCGAAUGCAAUCUGCUGGUCAAGUAGGGACAUUGUCUUCUGGCAGCCAUCCUCAUAAUCAUCAUCAUCCCCUGGUUCAGAACCAAUUCCAUGUUCCCCACAUGGAUGCAAUUGACAGUCGCUGGCCUGAAAGCAGUGGGCCACUAGCGAAUGACUGGAUGGAAUCUCGAAUGCAACAAAUGCACAUUGAUGCUGAGCGGCAGAAAAGGGAUUCUGACACUAAAUUGACUACUGUAGAUUCAAGUUUUUGGAUGUCAGAUGGAUCUAAUGAUGACAAGUCAAGGAGAUUGCUAAUGGAAUUGCUUCAUCAGAAAUCAAGCCAUCAAUCUGCUGAUUCACUACAGCUAAAUGAUGGCUUAUCUUCUUCUGACAAUAGGCUGCCAUCAGGCCUCUACUCCGGUUCGAGCUCUUUGGACCACCAUUUCAGUGUUGCUCCAGACCAAGAAGCUAUUAUGAACAAUUCAUUUGGAAUAGGAUCUUAUGUUUCUAAUACUCGUGAACCAGCGAAGGUUGCUGGUGAACAGGCCAGCCAUUUGGGGAACACAGAAAAACUACUUUUCAGAUCUGAAUCUGGGGCAACACGUGAGGGGCAUUCAUCAUUAUAUGGCAUUAGUGAGACUCCUCAGGCAGCUCUCAAGGAUUCUAACUUCAUGGAUAAUUUUUCCGCCAAUCGUGGGUACCUAGAGGUUGAAGGAAGGAAAUAUGCAUCCAAAAGCCAGGGCAUGCCAAGGGUUCCAGUUACUGAAAUUCAAAAUGGCAUAGCUGAACAAACAGAUUUGGCAACUACUGGUCGUGGAGAGGUUCAGGUUAAUGUUCUGAGCAGGCACUCUUCUCUCAGUGUUCCUGGCUUUUACGAUGACAAGAGUGGACAACAAAAUUCUUUUGCUGAAGAUAUUUCCAUAAAUCAGGUACCUGUACUAUCCAAAGGACAAGAAAAUAUAUUGUUGAGGCGACCACCUGUCCCUCGACCUUCAGCAUCCCAAGAAGGGCUUGCUGAGAGUGUUUCUGAUACGAUUAUGAGGGGGAGAGUCUCCAGUGGUAUUGAGGGGCCUAAUGCAGCAAACCAAGGUGCUGACAUGGCAUCUAGCAAGAAGGAUGUGCGUUUUCGACGAACGUCAUCUUGCGGGGAUGCUGAUGUUUCGGAGCCAUCAUUUAUAGACAUGCUUAAAAGUAAUGCAAAGAAGAUCCCAGCUCCUGAAGGGCACAUGACAACAGAAGCAUCGGACGGAGGACAAGGUGGCCGAGGUGGAAAAAAGAAAGGAAAGAAAGGAAGGCAAAUAGAUCCAGCUCUUCUUGGUUUUAAAGUAACGAGCAAUCGGAUUAUGAUGGGUGAAAUCCAACGGAUUGAGGAUUAGCACUAGGAGUAGCAUUUUGUAACUUCAUUUUGUAUAUUUUUUAAGUUUACAAUCUGUAUAGGCUUCACAUCUGUAAAGAAUAGAUAGAUUGAUUCUUUAUUUUAAGGUUAAAAAAGAAAAAGAAAAAUCCGCCAUACCCUUUGCUUGUUCAUUUUAAACCUGAUUCGAGGCAUAGAAGACGGUGGGAGAAUUAUGACUAGACUCUGGUCUAGUGUUAAAAUAUUUGUAUAGAAUUUUAACUCCAGAUUACAAAAUACCCUAUUAAGAAAGAAUUGAUUAUAUUUUA
Mercurialis annua (annual mercury) is the source of this 5479-nucleotide messenger RNA. RefSeq names its product protein ESSENTIAL FOR POTEXVIRUS ACCUMULATION 1-like. The transcript has 11 exons. Lineage: Eukaryota; Viridiplantae; Streptophyta; Magnoliopsida; Malpighiales; Euphorbiaceae. Gene Ontology annotation, molecular function: protein binding. The record is from RefSeq and is a predicted model, not a curated record. The coding region runs from base 322 to 5193 and encodes 1623 amino acids.